Drosophila novamexicana is the source of this 1347-nucleotide messenger RNA. It is a transcript of the gene RnpS1, whose product is annotated as RNA-binding protein with serine-rich domain 1. The transcript has 3 exons. Gene Ontology annotation, cellular component: cytoplasm; nucleoplasm; ASAP complex. Gene Ontology annotation, molecular function: RNA binding. The record is from RefSeq and is a predicted model, not a curated record. Bases 121 to 1266 code for a protein of 381 amino acids. Gene Ontology annotation, biological process: mRNA splicing, via spliceosome. Lineage: Eukaryota; Metazoa; Arthropoda; Insecta; Diptera; Drosophilidae.
GCCAUUGAAUAUUAAACUUGGUAUUUUCGUGUUUUAAAUAGUCUUGUUUUCGCAAAAAAUUUGCUAACAAUUUGACAACUUAUCACUGGAUAACUAAUUAAUUUAAAGCUCAAGUGCAAAAUGGCGCGUGCCCGGUCUCCCACCGCCGAGGGCGAAAAGGAAAAUAAAGAGAAAGAUAUUAAAGAGAAGGACGCAAAGGCCGCUACAUCCAAUUCGUCGCGCCGAGAGCGAGAACGCAAGCGUCGAGGCUCUGCCUCCUCAAGCAGCGACUCCAGCAGAAGCUCAUCAAACAGCUCAUCAUCGCGCAGCAGCUCCGGCUCCAACUCACGCUCCAGUUCGAGCAGCUCAAGUGAUUCGUCCAGCUCCUCGUCCUCAUCGUCUAGCGAUACCGAUCGCAGCGAGAAAAAUCGACGUCGUGGUGCCGGCGGCAGCGCAGCAGCCGGCAAGGAUACCUCUCGUUCUCCGCGCAGAGCCUCCAAAUCGCCACGCCCCAAUAGCAAGGUUCGCAAGGAAUCAGAACGUGAACGCACGGAACGCGAUCGGGAUCGUGUGCAGCGUAGUCGUAGCCGUUCCAGAGAUCGAGCACGUCGCAACUCAAACGAUCGUGGUGCUGGAGGCGGCGGGGUAGCUGGUGGCGAGGUAAAUAACGUGAAACGCGAACGUUCCCGCUCGAUCAGCCGCUCGCGUUCGCCACGGCGCCGUGGUGGUCGCGGCACCGUCGAUCGCACCCCGCCGCCCAAGCGCCGCGAGCGCUCACGUAGUCGCAGUCGCACCCGUUCACGCUCACCCACACCAAAGCCGGUGCGCAUCCAUGUCGGCCGACUGACACGGAACGUGACCAAGGAUCAUGUGCUAGAGAUCUUUAGCAGCUUUGGCACUGUAAAGAAUGUGGAAUUCCCGACGGAUCGCUAUCAUCCAAAUUUUGGACGUGGCAUGGCCUAUGUGGAGUACGCCACGGCCGAGGACUGCGAGUCGGCCAUGAAGCACAUGGAUGGCGGCCAGAUCGAUGGCCAGGAAAUAACAGUAUCGCCAGUUAUUGUGCCAAAGCAGCGACCGCUCAUGCGACGACCAUCUCCACAGAUGCGCCGUCCUCAGGGCGGUCGCUGGCGUUCCCCGCCGCAGUUCAAUCGCUUCAAUAAUCGUGGCGGCGGCGGAGGCGGCGGACGUCGUAAUUCACCACCGCGCGGCCGUCGCUCGCCGCGACGUCGUUCACGUUCACCCAUACGCCGCAGGCGUCGCAGCAACAGUUCGGACAGUUCCCGUUGAAGAGAAUUUAGUAACAAUAUUUCAUUUGAAUUGGUAAACAUCAAAAAACAAUCACAACAAACCAACAGCAAUAACAAAAAA